Messenger RNA from Trematomus bernacchii (emerald rockcod), 5938 nucleotides. Its product is annotated as nipped-B-like protein. Lineage: Eukaryota; Metazoa; Chordata; Actinopteri; Perciformes; Nototheniidae. The record is from RefSeq and is a predicted model, not a curated record. The transcript has 5 exons. Bases 30 to 1568 code for a protein of 512 amino acids.
CAGCGACCCCAGAUAUUGUUCCUUCCCGAAUGAUGCUGGUGGAGCAAUGUCCACCUGUGAAUCAUCAGGAGAUUGAGAACACUCUGCAUGACCACAACUAUGAGGGAACUACUCAAAUGGUCUCUAUAGUUGUCAAACAGGAGGAUUCCUAUGAUUCUCAGUCGCAUUCCGUCGUUAAGCAAGAGGAAGUGGAGCAAAUGGUGAUCUGCGGGCAAGUUUCAGGUGAUCAACCAGAUUCACCCCAGGCCUCUGCUUGUGCAACUGAAAUUGGAGGGCGUCUCGUUAACCAGGAAAGUUCAACUGGAGAAAUACCCACGCCCCAAGAAGAGACCCCAGUAGCCCAAGAACAACCCUGUUUGGGAAGUAAUAGUGGUCUAGAAGGAGCUCAGAAUCAAUUGCCUGAAUUGGUGCCUUCAAUAGUCUUCUCACUUGCUUCCAUAAACAACAACAUAGAAGAAGAUUCUGAAGUAAGUCAAAACAUAUCAGCAACGCAGGGAGAACUCAUAAAAACUGGAAAGCCCCAAUCGGUGGUUGCUCAUAAUGAAUCAGAGGUUGAACCUCUUGAAAAAGAGCAACCAUUAGUGGUCAACCUACAAUGUCCAAAGGAGGGCAAAACAACAGUAAAUGAACAGGCUGAUGUUACUCCUAAAACUACAGGGAAACGAAUACGUGCACCACGUAAACAACUCAAUAAAGGAAAAGCAUUUGAAGAAUCAAAAAGUGGCGACGCUGAGGGUAGUUCCCAGCCUGAGUUGCCAGGCCCACGUAGAAGAGGACGUCCGCCAAAGCAAGCCAAAAAUCAGCAACAGCCUAUGAAGGAAAAUGGUUCUCCGACUUUUUCAGUACCAUCUGUAGGUAAAAGAUGUUCCUCUAGAAAGGGUAAAACCUCUAAACCUCAACAACUCUCCAUGGAAAAUGAAAAAAUCUCAAUUCAAACUCCAUUCACUGAAUCUUUAUCUUCAAUUGAAACAUUAAACCCUCCUGAAGAUCAGCCCAGAGAACGUCGUAGCUCUGUAACUCUUCAGGAUGCAAUGCUAUUAGUUGAAGCUAUGAAUCAGUCAACAGUGGAUAUGGCAGCACCAGCUAAGACCCAGAGUGCUUCUCAUGUGGGCAUCCUACAAACUGUGGACGAGGUCGCAGCAGAGCAACAGAGACCACCGCUUCCUAUUGAAACAUGUAAAGCUGCAUGCAAGCUGGCUGUUACAGAGCUCUCCACAAAGGACCAAUCAACAAUAGAGAAACACAAUGACUCUCCUGUGAAUACUGAUAUAACUCCGACCAAUGAGCUUCAGUCCAACAUCAACUUUGUCCUACCAAAACAACAGCAUAAAGUAAUUCCAUCUACACCUACUAUAUCUUCAAUUCCCUUAACACAUGUUGCGGUUCAAAGCAUUAUGCGGGCACUUCAACAGGAAUCUUCUGCUUCUCCGGUAACAUCAGUAGCAACCAGCAAAACGAUCAAGUCAGUCUCUCGUAAAAUAAUUGCCAUGCCAAGAUCAUUAUCCUUCUUAAAACCUCCUAAAAUAGGAGCACCAUCUCCCUCCCAGCCUCCUACGCUGCGUCCGUGAAAUUGGUUUCUGCUGACCUUUCACAGUCAACCACAACCGCAAAAGACUCAUUGUCAGGGCCAACACAACAACCUCAAUUCACAAUAAUAAUUCCAAGAGAAGUGUCAGCUGUGGCGUCAAGGCUGCUUCAUUCACAGACCAUCAUUCCGAAAACCAAGCAAGAUACAGCCAAAUCAGAUGCUCUUGUUACACUGUCAUCGCCCGAUUUGAUUUCACCUUCACAGGAGUUAAGGAUUACUGUGAAUCCACAAAUUGCUUCAGAUGAAGACACCAAAGUGUUGUUUCAAAACAAGAGUGAAACAUCGGAACCUAUUUUAGAAUAUCCCCAACAAAUAGACUCCGUUUCUGAGCUAAUAAAAGCACCUACAGAAAACAUUCCCAGUUUAAACGCAUCAGAGGGGCCAGUGCCUACCUCUGUGCCUCCAGUGAUAACGCAAACUGUUGCACAGAAACUCUCUGCCGUGGUCAGAUUAACCAGGCUCUCAUUUCCAAUAUCAGCCAAAGACGCAGUGAAAGUCUCUAGACUGCCUACAGAUGGAUCUUCUGAAAACUUGAAAGAAGGUAUCACAAAAGAGAAACCAUCAUCUGUGGUUAUGUCAACGCAGCCAUCAAAGACGCUUGUGUCAUCCACUGAGUUAUGUCCCGGAUUAAAAGAAACUCCUGUUGUUCUGCCUGUGAAUAUCUCUCAGAUGGCAGAAAAGCCCAAAGGUAUUCAAGAGAAGGCAUCAUUAUCCUCUGAAGGCAGAACACCUUCCGAGGUGUCAAGACCAGACUUUGAGAACUCAACAAUGGCCCCCAAUACAACACCUACAGAAAAUAAAUCAUCGGCUGACAUCAUGCAUCUAACUCCAAUCGCCACCGAGGACAUGUCAACUCCUCAUUCAUGGAUGACUAAAGCCCAGUUCCUUGCACAGCUGGCAGUGACACCUGUUACGAAAGACCCAACAAAGGCUUCCUCUGAGGACUCCAUGGAUGCCACAGCUUCCUCUGAAGACACCAUAACUGGUGACAAGAAAAGGUUCCACAACAAAUCUAUUUUGGACAAGCUCCAAAGUCAUCUCAAAACUCGCUUGCAAACUCAAAGGUCUAAAAUUAAUCCAUGCAAAGAAACAGAGACCAGCGCUAUAAGGCCUAUAAAUCCUAGAUUAAAAAAUGACAGCCCAGCCAAUGAAAACACAACAAAAAAAUCAAUUUUCCUGAUACCAAAAGACUCAGGAUUGGUUAAAGAUGUUACAUCUCCAGCCAGGAAAGCUGUUCACCCUGUUCGUUUUAUUCCCAAGAGAUCUGGACAAUCUGGAGCUAGUGUUGGAUCCAAGAGGACUUUUAGUGAUCCACCGGUCAGUUCUAAGAGGUUUAAGGCUACUAGAGAGUCCACUCCUUUGACUCGCCGGUCUACAGGUGUAGAUGUUGGCUCCACAACUAAAAGAUCCACUUCUCUGUAUCCUAGGAUGUCUAGCUUUACUAGCUCUAAAACGGAUAAAUCCACUUCCAUGGGUCCUAGAAAAUCUAUCUCAAUUAAAGAAAGUGCUAGCCCUAAAAACAGAAAAUCAACUUCUGUCAGCCCUAGGAAGUCUAGCUUAAGUAAACAAAGUGCUAGCUCUAAAACAGAUAAAUCCACUUCCCUGAGUCCUAGAAAAUCUAUCUCAAUUAAAGAAAGUCCUACCCCUAAAAAUACAAGAUCCACUUCUGCAAGUCCUAUAAAGGGUAGCUCACCUAAUGAAAGUGUUGGCUCAAAAAAGACUGACAGCAUUUCUGUGCGUCCUGGGAGGAUUAGUUCAACUAGAGAUGGCGCUAGCAAUAAAAGUUCUGAAACCACUUCUGUGGACCCAAAGAGGACUACUUUAAGUAAAACUGGCACUAGCCCUCAAAUUAUCUUCAAGGGGUCGCCUUCUUUCUGCCGGAGAAAAUGUACCUUACCUAAAGAUGCUACUACCAGUGCACAGAUUCAAGGGGAAACCAAUUCCUUCAGUCCUGGGUAUAGAAUAACUUCAGACGAGGCUAGUACUAAAGAGGUUAAGUUGAACCCUGGUUCCCCAAGUAUUAGGUGGCCUAAAUUGGCUAAAGGUUGUGUCAGUCCUAGAAAGACAAGGGAAUCCACUCCUGCAAAAAAAAAAAGAUUAAGUCCAGAUGUUACUGGUCCUAAAAAUAAUUUAAGAGUGGUGAAUGCUAAGAAGUUGGCUAAAGCAGCAAAAGCCAAAACAAUGGCCAAAAUGAGAAGUUCCAGUCAAUCCAAGUUGCAGAAUGGAGCUAAAACAAGCCAGUCAGCAGAGAAUAGUGACACUCCGAAAAAAAUUACAGCUAAAGCCAUCUGGACUCCUCCUAGAGUAUCAGCCAAUAAAACACCUCCUGCUGGGGAGAAGAAAGAGACAAAAUCACCCAAAUCCCAGAAUCAACCGCUAGUUUUCCCUCCAAGCGUUUCUCUCUUCCCUAUACCUGUCAGAGGACCUACUGUUAUGUCACCAUUACAGCCUUUAUCAGUCAUUGGUAGGCGUCUGCUCAAGAACCAGUGUGGGCAGUGCGGCCGUGUCCUCAGCAGCGUUGCAGCCCUAGAAAGCCAUGUUCGUCUCCACACUGGGCACCGACCCUUCUCGUGCACGCUCUGUGGGAAGGGCUUCCCAGACUCGAAAUGUCUCAAACGCCAUGCACGGGUUCACCGCAAUGGUAGGAUCCAUGUCUGCCCACAGUGCGGGAAGGGCUUUGUCUAUAGUUUCGGCCUCACCAAACACCUCAAGAUGGUGCACAGGAGAAUCAAGCCUUUUGUCUGCCAGAUCUGCCAGAAAGGGUUCUUCACAAAACGAGAUGUGGAAGCCCACCUACGGAUGCACACUUUUCAUUGCAACCUCUGUGAAAAGAAAUUCGCAAGGAGGGUAGAACUUAAUAUGCAUUUAAGGUGGCAUAAUGGAGAGAAGAGACACUGGUGUUCAUACUGUGGGAAAGGAUUUCUAGACUCCAAUAACCUGAAAAGGCAUAAGUAUAUUCACACAGGGGAGAAACCACAUGCCUGUCCUCACUGUGAUAAGAGUUUCAAGCAGUCAGGCCACCUGAAAAAGCAUGUCAAAAAUGUUCAUAAAAUCCCAUGAGAGAUGGACAUCCAAUAUGCCACCCUUUUCCUCUGAGGAUGUUAUUGGCUGUAAGAAGGCUUCAAUAUCACUUCAUUUAAGGAGAUAAGCUCUUUUACAUUCUUAACAAGAGUUAAUUUGAGUUUAGUUACAAAUAUUUCAACAAAUAAUUUCCUUUCAAUUUUGCGAAAGAACAAGUGAUAUCAUCCAUACUUGCAAGCUCACAUUAAAACAUUGGGGCUGCAUUCGAAAUAACAUACUUUAUUCAUGAAUCCGCUGUACAAAGGAUUGUGGCUCAGAAUAGCCAGAUAAGCAUUGCUGCAAAAGCAACUGGAUAUAACAUUUUUAAAAACCUUAAUUGUAAGUAUUCUCACAGCAGAUAUGUUCAAAUCACUUGAUGUUGUAAUAUCACUUGAUUUAAAAAAAAAUUAUUUAUUCAUUUAUUUGUCUUAUUUUAAUUGCUAGCAAACAUGAAAUGACGGAACUGUUACAUAAGGACUGGUUUUCCAUUUUCUUUGUGAACAUUUUGUAAAAAAAAAAAAAGGCAAUUGUAAGUAUUGUAUCUGCUAGAUUUUGAUUCUUUAUAUUGUUUUUUUCUUUUAUUGCCUUGAUUUUGACGGCUGCUUUAUACAAGGAGGGUUAACAUUGUACUGCUUGGGCAAUAAUGUAACACAUACGACAACAAUUUCAUUUCAUUUCAAACCUUUUUUUUUUCACACUGGACAAGAAGCCAAUGAAGCCAUCCCUGAAAAAGACAAUGAAUGUACGGCCAUGGUUAUUAUACAGCUCGGUAUGACCACACAUAUUUCUCUUGAGGUGAAACGAUUUAUUUUUUCAAAUGUUCUGUAAACAUCAGAGCACUGGAACACGACUUAAGCAUUUAUCUGUGUCCAUUAGUCUAAACAAAACUUUUUCUUUCAAGUGUUUCAAACAUUGUUUACGAAAAAAUACAGAUUUAAUGUCGUAUUUUUGCGGAAUUCUCCUUUUUUGAUUUUCUUAUAUUGCCAUUGUGUCGCACACUGUUUUAUUUUACAAGGGACAGAUUUCAUGUUAUAUCUUCUGUAAAUGUAUUUUUCUGCCUGCAUUCAAUUUUUUGAAAGUGGAUACUACCCCUUGAAUAACUCCCUGACAACAAUGGCCAGACUUUUUUUGAGAAUUCUAAACCUUUAGUUUGAAUUCAUUUGAUUACUAUGUAUAUUUCCUUGGUCUGUUAUCUUUUCUGUCAUUGAGAAAGCAGAUAAUAAAUAUAGAGGUGUCAUACUAAACCGCUCCUAUGCCCUUUGUCUGAAUAAAUGUGACUUUUUAAAUCAA